UCCCCUAGCCCCUUGCUGUUCAUUCAAACUGUAAGAAUGACCCUAAGACCAUUUAGUGGGUAAAAUGACAAAGGGAAUACACUUCUGUUUUUCAGAAUUAAGUCAUUAAAGAUGGGCUAUAGCUUUACCAGGGAGGAGAGUCGCUGAUACUAACUGCUGUCCUGGAGGGACUUCAUUAGGGAAUGGAAUGUAAACAGUAUAUUUAAGUAUUAAAAUCUCCCUGGCCCACUUUGUGGGUUAUGGUAACUGCCUCAAAGAGCAUUCUGUGGAACCCUCACCUCACAUAGAACUGAGCUGGGAAGGGGCUCGGUGAUUCUUACCUAUUGGAACUGGAUGACACACUUGCAGGCCAAGGAGACCUGAGCUUUUGUGAAGUUCUAGCCAGCAAGUUGCACCAAGGUUUUAGGUGGCAGAGCUUGGCAUUGUGCCUUCAUCACAUGUCUGGAUGAGAUGUGUCCUACUGGUAAAUGUGUCCUACUGGGCCCCAGGGCACUCAUAUGUGGGUUAACUUAUUUUAUGAGUUGGUGUGGAGAUUUCUGGUGUGCUGAAAUAAUGCCUGCAUCAGUAGCUUGCCAGAACCCAAUAUUGAAAUAAACGUUUCUUUAACUACUUCUUCAUCUUUGACUACUUCUUCAUCUUUGAAAUUAAUGGAUGUAAACAUAAUAUAAAGGCAAGUUUUGAAUAGUGGUUAAAAUGUACCUCUAGAAAACUUAAGGGAUAGUGAAAAAAUAUUUAAUGAUAUUCUUGCUGCGUCAGUUGUGCUGAAAUAAAGGGAAUCUUCGGGCUGCAACUUACAUUCUCACUGUCUUUUAUUGUAAUUAUUUUUUUUUUUUAACUUCACCUGUCACUUAAGGGCAGUUUCUUUCUCUUUCUGGAAUUAAAAUAGAGUUGUUUAUAGUUAAAAGCAUUGAGGUUCUCUCCCCCCACCUGUCUGGUUUUAGCAGCUGAAGGGAUUAAUACAGCUGCUAGAAAAGAAAAAAGAGGGGGCCUCUGAGCUAGUGAACAAGCUGUAUGAAAUCCUUGAAGUACAAGGAAUUUAAUGGAGGGAGAAAAUAAAGGACUGGUCUCAAACAAUCCUGUAAUUCAAUGCUAACCGAAACCUUACUCAACAAUUUGAUAUUACAAAUGUAGAGACUGAAAUUUAGAUGAAUUUCGAAUAAUCUGUUUCAAGCCUCAAAACUAAUGCCAUUUGCUUCUGAAGCAAUCUUUAAUGCUGGUAAGCUUAUUUCUGAAUGGUUUGAGCUUGUACAGUUGGUUUAAUAAUAAGAGAGUGCCAGUGAUAAAACACUCUGAAUUUUUUUCUGUAACUAUAAUUAAGUGAUUACUAUAAUGAAAAAACUAGCCCAAAGAAUUGGUUAUAGUGUCUAAAGCAGGUAACUUGGGCCUUACCCCAUCUUGAAAUCCAGUCAGAGGAAAACAUUCUAAGUUUCAAAUUCUGAGUAAUGUAUUAGGAAGCCUUUACACUGUAAUCAUAAGACUUUGAACUACCAACUCUCCAGGAAAAACUGGUUGAGCCGCCUGUCUUUUCUAUAGUUGGAUACUGGUUGAAUAAAUUGUGAGUUUGGAUGCUGUGGGUUGUUUUGUUUUCAUUUUUUAAUUUCCUUCUAGGUAUUGAGCAUUUGUUGGUCUAAUCCUAUGCUCCAAAUAGUAAGCAUGGUAGUUUUUCAUCAUUCAGAAAAUCUUUUGCUGAGCUUUACUCUAGUAAAGCUAGAACAUUGGUCUAUUUUGGCAGAAUGACAUACUUAUCCAAAUUAAGGGGUAGAAAACCAGUGUAUUCCCCACUCCAGUUUCCUUCUUCCAAAAUAGAACCACAGUCUGGUUUAACAAGUUGGUCUACAGUUUCAUAAUACAAUCCCUACCCUUGUGACUAAGCUCUCUCCCUGGCAGUCUGGUUCAUCUUAGAUUGAUGUCUGAAGGGCUAACAUUACCUAGGAAGGUCUGUAGAAACUAUGAAGUACAACCCAUUUGUGGUUGGCUUUUUGUUUGUUUUGGGUGAGUGGGUAAAUGGAGGCAUAGAGAGGCAGAGUGACUUAGUUCUUAAUACUUCAUAUUGAAUUGUGUGCCAGAUACCACCUUCCUAAAACUUUAUUCUAAGAGUCAGAUUUUUUUCUUACCUUAGUGGAAGCCUGAGCAUAUAAAGACUUGUUUUUUUUCUCAUUUAGCUCCGACUCCUGGUCGUUAUCACCACUCACUGCCUUCCUUGUUCUGAUUCUCAGUGUCUGUUUCACUGAAACAGACUGAUCCUUGGGAGACAGAGUAGAACAGCUAUUCUUCUAGUGGUAUUUUAUGGCCUAUAAGAAAAACUUAGGGUUUGUUUGAGGAAGGAAGGGAGGAGGGCACAUCUGGGAAAGGAUGGAAAGCAUGCUAUUCCCAACCCCACUCUUAGGCCUGUGCUCCCCAUUUAGAGACUAAUAGGCUGCUUAGACUGUUCUUUUCACCUUAAAAUUGUUUUUUGUAGGUUUUGUUGGUUUGGUCUGGUUUGGUUUGGUUUUGGUAGGACAUGGGAGAUGGGGAGAGGGAUGUGUUCUUACUGGACCACUGAAAUAUGUUUGGGGAAGGUUGCUGUUGCCUGUCACCUUUGUCUAAUCCUGUGUGGUGACUUUCAUUCUCAGAUUAAAAAAUUCUGUGUUUCCUGUGAGGCAUGUUGUACCAAGUUGGGCUGCAUAACUCACCUUUGUUUUUUUCCUUCCCUUUCCUUCUUUAUUCCCCUUUUUUGCUUUUCUCCUCCAGCUAUGCUUCCUGUGUCUUCAGCCUUGAAUGUCACUGCUGCCUUAGGGCAGCCUGAAUCUACCCUUCCCCCUUCUUGUUCCCUGGCUCCCCAACAAUGCCCUCUGGCAACCCCUAACCAGCCUUCCCCAUCCCUUUCUCCCUCUAGUGUUGCUUCAACCCCUUUUGAAGCUCCUUUUCCCCAGUCAUCCUCUGGGACAGCCCUGCCUUUGGGAGUUGUCCCUUCCCCCACUGACACCCCAGCUUUCCUGCCAAACCUACUAGGGCCUCCCAUCUCCCCAGCUGCCUUAGCUCUGGCCUCUCCCAUGAUAACUCCAACUCUGAAAGGCGCCCAUUCUUCUUCAGCUCCCUUGGCUCUGGUGGCCUUGGCUCCCCACUCAGUUCAGAAGAACUCUGCUCAUCCACUUAACCCUCUUAGUUCACCUCCUUCGAUUGCUGUGACUAAGUCAGGGUCGGUGACCUCCCUGUCAUCUCCCAUUGCUUCCUCAGAACCAAAGACCUCUCCUAUUCAAGACCCCUUACAAGUAGACCCUCGAAACAUUACCCCCAUCCCUCCAAGUAUAGUCAGUGCUGUUCCUGCCCAUGUUGGAACUCCCUUGGCCUCUGUUCAGUCUGGAGUAGCCUCAUGUCCUCAGAUGCCACCCACCACUCCCCUAGCCAUCACUCCCCCUCAGUUCAGAGACAUCCCUGUUUCCUCAGCUCUGACUUCUCAACAAAACAAGGAAAGCCUCAGCCUAAAGGGACCCCAUAGUUCGCCUGCUGCCUUAUCUGUUUCAACCCAGUCUAUUUCUGUGUCUCCCAACAUCUCUCCAGUUUUUCUCCCUUCUCUAGGCUCUCACCCUGCACCUUUACAUCAGACUUCUCUUGGUUCUCCUAUUCAGCCCUUAGGUCAAACAGGCCAUAAUGUUCUGUCAGAUGCUAUACUAGAUGCCACUUCUGCAGAUCAUUCUUCCACAGGGACCUCUUACCCUUCUCAGAGAUCUGUAAUUCCUCCCCCUCCUUCCAAAAAUGAGGUGACUUCUGCUGCUGUGGCUGCUUUUCCAGCAGGGACUCAAGAUUCCCCUCUGACUCUUUCUGUUGACAAAGAUCCCUCUGCUGCCACUGGCAUAGCCUCCUACAACCCCUCUGGUUCAUUAAAUGUAGCUACCUCUUCUCCAUUAUCUCCUACAGCCUCUCUCAUUCUCAAAGGUUCUCCUGAUGCCACUCAUCAUCAGCCUUUGGUGGCCCAAAUUCCUGCUUCUCCAGAGAGUCCAAGCUUGAAAGAAGCUCCUGUUUGUUCUGUUGGAACCACCCCAUUUGUUAUGGCUAACCCCUCUACAGUUUCUGCAGCACCUACUACCUUUGAGAUAGCUACUUGUGUCUCUCCUCCAGUUUCAUCAGGUCCCAUAAGUAGUAAGGACUCCACUUCCCAUACUGCCCUUGUUAUGACUCCUGUGGCUCCCAAAGAGCUUCCUGCUCCUCAAGUAACAACCCCUCUGGGAAUACCAGUCUCUCCUUCUCUGCCAGCCCCUGAGAACCCCAAAAGUCUCCCUGCAUCAGUAUUGGUAAAGUUACCAACACAGAAAGAUCUCCAGACUUCACCUGCCUCUGUUGCUGGAGCCCCUGUUUCACCGGUCCAGGCAGGACUCCCUAUCAAGAAAGACCCUACUCUAAUACCAUUGGCCCUGGCAGCCCCUAAAAAUCCCCCCUCUUCCCAAAGUACAUCAUCAUCAUUGGAGAUCCCUCUUUCCACUGAAACCACCUUAGCAAAGAAAAGCCUUGUAGAGCCUCUCCCUCUAGUUAUGCCAGUCAAUACUGCUCCCUCUCCUCUGGGUGUUAACUCUCCAACCUCUGUAAUCAAGACAGAUCCUUAUGCAAGCCCAGACCCCACGAGUCUGCUUCCCAGAAGUUCUCUCCCUACCCCAACCAUGGCUACAUUUUCUGCUGCCACUGCUGGGGUGGCUCCUACCACUAUAGCCAGCCCUUUCCUAGGAGCUGUCUCUUUGACUCAUGAAAGCCACCCAGACAAGGAGAUUAGUUCCACUCUUACUAUUUUACCUUUGGUUCCACCAGCCUCCGAAAGUUGCCCUGUGGCUCCAACUGUGGCUUUAUCCCCCCAGAAUGUUUCUGCUUUUCCAGCUGCCAUGGCACUGGCCCCCGAAAUUCCCAAGUCUGAGCCCUUUCCCUCUCUUCCUCCUCAAGGUGCAAAGAAAGUUCAUGGUAUUUCUCAUACCUCGGCAUUGGAACCUGUGGCUUCCUCUCCUGAAGGGCACCCAACCAAGGACUCUGGUUCUUCUGUUAAUACAUCUUCUCAAGGAACUUCCCUAGCUGACUCCACAUCUCGUUUAGGGACUAGUGUGUCUCCCCAAACUAAAAGACGUCCAACCAAGAAGGGUUCAACUACUUCUACCUUAACUCUUUCUAAAAGUGUACCUGCUGUCCCUGAUACUCCUCCUGGAAAUCACUCAUCCCCUAUUUCUCCAGUUGAAGCUUCCUUUCUUCCAGAGGCCAAUCUUUCUUUUCAAGUCCCUAAAGGGUCACUGGCCAAGAAGCAUUCCCCUACUCCAUCCCCCAAAGAGGCCCCAGAUACCCCAUCUCCCAAAGAGGCCUCCACUCCCCCAGCUGUGGCUCCUCCCUCCCCCAAAAAGUCCCAAGCAGCUCCAUCCCCCAAGAGAGCCCCAGCUACUCCAUCUCCCAAAGGAACCUCCACUGCCCCAGCUGUGGCUCCCCCCGCCCCCAAAGGGGGCCCAACAACUCUAUCCCCUAAAGAGACAUCCACUCCAGCAGUGAAUCCUUCCUGCCCCAAAGGGGCUCCCAGCCCCCAGGCCAUAGCUCCUCCCUCCCCCAAAGGGGGCCCAGCAACCCCAUCCCCUAAAGAGCCUUCCACUCCUCCAUCUAUGACUCCUUCCUCCCCCAAAGAGUCCCCAGCUACCCAACUUCCCAGAGGGGCCCCUACCCCAGAAGCUGUGGCUCCUGCCUCUUCCAAAGAGUCCCAAGCAACUCCAGCCCCCAAAAGAGCCCCAGCUGUGGCUCCUCCAGCCCCCAAAAAGUCCCAAGCAACUCCUGCCCCCAAAAGAACCCCAGCUACUCCAUCUCCCAAAGGGGCCUCCACUGCCCCAGCUGUGGCUCCCCCCUCCCCCAAAGGGGGCCCAGCAAUUCCAUCCCCUAAAGAAACCUCCACUCCCCCAGCUAUGACUCCUUCCUCCCCAAGAGAAUCCCCAGCUACCCAACCUCCCAACGGAGCUCCCACUACCCCAGCUGUGGCUCCUGCCUCUCCCAAAGAGUCCCAAGCAACUCCAGCCCCCAAAGGGGGCCCAGCAACCCCAUCCUCUAAAGAGACUUCCACUCCACCAGCUAGGACUCCUCCCUCCCCCAAAGGGGGCCCA
Molecule: messenger RNA, 6092 nt
Organism: Panthera uncia (snow leopard)
Lineage: Eukaryota; Metazoa; Chordata; Mammalia; Carnivora; Felidae
Product: nascent polypeptide-associated complex subunit alpha, muscle-specific form-like
Exons: 1
Source: RefSeq, a predicted model, not a curated record